ACAGCUGGGGUUUUGCGUUUGUGGGGCGUGCAGUGUACGAACUGACGGAGGCUUUUUGGUCAGCAGCAACUUUGAAUUCGGAAAAAGUUUUGAACAGAAUUUGCAGAUCUGCUGCUCCUUGGGACCGCCCAGCAGCAGACACUCCGCAGCCACUUUACAGAAGUUGGACAAAAAACCAAAACGAAAUUUACGAAACUUUUUCUCCCCAAGAGCGGCAGCAACUCGAGUUCAUUCGCUACAAGAUUCCCCCAGAAACGCCUUCUGGGGAUCUGUGCAUUCUAAUGCUGGGAGAGUUCGACAAGGAAUGGACGGAGCCAGUGCAGCAGGCAGACCCUCCGCUGCCGCCGCAGUCGUGGCUGGCGAGAAGCAGAAAAGAAGAAUUGGAAGUUGCUGCUGCCAAAGGUGCUGCUGUUCUCAAGGGCAGCAAGCACUGGUAA
This is a messenger RNA of Eimeria tenella, 437 nucleotides long. Its product is annotated as zinc carboxypeptidase, putative. The transcript has 3 exons. NCBI's taxonomy places the organism in Eukaryota, Apicomplexa, Conoidasida, Eucoccidiorida, Eimeriidae. The annotation marks the transcript as partial. The record is from RefSeq and is a predicted model, not a curated record.